CUAGGUUUUGUUACUUUUUCCUUGCUGUUUUGUUUUGUUUUCCCCUUGGCCAGUUUUCAUACAACUGCAUUCAUUGUUUGUGACAAUAGGAAGCUCAUAGGAAGUUCUGCACAAAUGUGCCUAAGAGCUUAUGGUGUUGGAGCACUGGAACAGGCCAUCCAAGGCGGUUGUGGAGUCUCCUUCUCUGGAGAUAUUCAAGAGGCACCUGUGCAGGCUGGUCUAGGGAGCCUGCUUUGGCAGGGGGUUAGACUAGUGAUAUCUAGAGGUCCCUUCCAGCCCCUUCAAUUCUGUGAAUCUGUGUGAUGGCAUGUCUGGAGGUGGCUGUGACUGAGUAACAUGUUACUGCUGUCAGAAGGAGCUGGGCUGUGUGCUUCUGCUGUCUCCACUGAACUGUUGCAGGUGGUGGAGCACCAGAGCCAGCAGCAGCAGGAGGAAGCAGGAUUGCAACCAUCAGUAGCAGCAAGCCCAGGCAUCCUGGAAAUGUUGCCUGAGCUUGGAGAACCUUACAGUUGGGUGGAUCUGAGCUGGAUGCUGUUGAGAAGGGCUGUGGUCAGUGUGAGGUUGACCAGUGCGACGGGAGUGUGGGAUAUGGAGGAAGCCCAGAUGAAAGUGGAGAAACAACACUGGAUGCAAUGAUUAUGGAUGGCAACACUAUGGAAGUUGGGGCAGUUGCAGAUCUCAGACAUGUGAAAAAUGCAAUCGGUGUAGCACGAAAGGUCAUUGAGCACACUAAGCAUACAUUGUUAGUGGGAGAGUCAGCCACUCUGUUUGCUGUACGCAUGGGGUUUCCAUAUGAAGAUUUAACUACCCAAAGAUCACUUUCAAUAUAUUCAAGGUGGCUUAAUCAAAGCUGUCAGCCAAACUACUGGAAGAAUGUGGUACCAGAUUCUUCAAAGUCCUGUGGACCAUAUAAGCGGCUUGAAAAAGUUUCAUUUGAUGAGGGGACCAUUUCACAAAGAAACAUUCAUAGUCAUGAUACUAUUGGUAUGGUUGUAAUUGGAAAGAGUGGAACCGUUGCAUCUGGGACAUCUACUAAUGGUGGCGUCCACAAAAUUCCAGGCCGUGUUGGAGAUUCUCCAAUAGCUGGAGCAGGAUCCUAUGCUGAUAGUACAGCUGGAGGAGCUGCAGCCACUGGAGAUGGUGACACCAUGAUGCGCUUCUUACCCAGUUAUCAAGCAGUGGAAUAUAUGAGGAUGGGAACAGACCCAACAGUAGCCUGUCAGAAAGUUAUUUCCAGGAUUCAGAAACAUGUUCCAGAGUUCUUUGGUGCUGUUAUUUGUGCCAAUACAACUGGAAGUUAUGGUGACCCAGCUAAACUCUUCCCAGUCACAUACAUUCACAGUGAGACGCUGGGACCACAGGAUGCAGCCAUGAAGGCUGGCUUGCACAGCAGCGUAGCUGUGGAACCAACAGACAAGACUACAGGAUGUGCCCUCGGAGGUUUUCAAGAUUUUGUCUUGACAGAGAUAUAGCUGAUGGCCAGAUCUAAAGUUUGCGGCAGUCCUUCAACCCAGAGACUGAACUAAAUGAGCUGUACAAGUCUCUCCAAAUAAAAAAAAUUCUACUAUGCAUCUGCCUUACAAUACACUGAAACAAAUUAAGAGCAUUUGCAUGAACAAGUAUGUUCUCAGAUGUAAGAGAAGUAACUGAAACAAUAGGAGUACAGCCAUGAUUAUACUCUUAGUUUCAAUUCAUUGUGAACAGAUGCGGUCCAUGAGGUAAUUUUAAACACUUGUGCAGUUACAGAUGAUUAGGGUAAGGUGGCUGCAUGAAAAAGUGUUUGAAUUAAAGAAAAAGAAAAACCUUACCUAUUAGAAAACAGGCCAUGAAAUCUUAUACUUACUUGAAAAUAGUUGCACCGAGUUUCAGUGGGUAGAGGACAGCAAUAAAACAUCCUGCCCUUGUUUUCUCCGUCCUUCCUCACAGUUCUGAGUUUGCAGAGGUGACCGUGUUUACUGCAGCGAGGAGGGCCUGCGCUCAGCGUAUGAAUAUCAUCUGUCGAAUUAACUUGAGGUUUGCUGUAAUGACAGGUUACAAAAUGACUUGUGCAUAAUGCUAAAGGGAUUACCAACACCACAGCCAAAGAACUCACUCCUACUGUUAUUAUGGCACGCUCAGUGCUUAUUUGCAUACAAUGUCAGCUGAAUAACUUAACUUGCUUCUCUAAUGUAGACUAUUGCUCCUUUAAAGGUGAAUGAUUACUGAGAGUGAAUAAUCUAAAAAGCAUUACACAAACUUUGCUUGGCAAUAGCCUUUGUUUUAUGCUAUUUCAAUGCAUUCCUAAAUUCAGCUGCAAAACAAAACAAAUCAUACUUCCUCUGUUAUACCACCCACCCUAAAUCUCACCACAUUUUAAUUGAACAUUCUGCUUUCAGUGGGAAAAAGAUCAACUUCAAUUAAUUAGUCAGAGUUGAAGGUACUUUGUAUGCUUCCCAGAAUUUUCCUAUUCUCUUUACUAAAAAAUUACUGUAAUGAUUGUAUUCUGACAAGAAGUAAUCUGGCUAAGGGGAGGGAACAGUGCUGUCUGGGUGGGAUAAAGUUUAUUUCUUCCUCCCUCUUGAUUGAGAUAGAGAUUAUGCGAAUGCAAUACACAAGGUUUUACUUAAGUAUUCUUCUUCAUGUUACCAUUUCUAUGCUCUUUGAAAUAUUUCUAAUAUGUUUAUAGAGCAGAAAAGCAGUGAUGAAGCCACAGGGGAAAAAGAUCAAUUAGUUAUAUUCAUUCUUGUAAAGUUUUCAACUUAGGAAAUUUGUCUGGAAGAUUAUAGUCCUGUAGACAGCAAAGUUUUAUUCCAAUACCUCAUUAAAACAUUCUCCCUACCCCUCAUCAGGAAAACACAAAAACAAAACCCCACAAAGCUCACACAUUUUGUGGUACAGAGUUUUUUGUCUUGUGUAAUGCCGAAGUUAGUGGCCCUUGAUAACUACCUGCUAUUGUGAUUGAUAUCUAAUUUAUUCCUUGUGCUCUCUUAUUCUCAUCCCAUCUACAUCUUCCCUCUGUAGUCUUCUGAGACAGCAAGUAAAAUACUUAUUCACAGAGUAUCGACGUACUAGCAAGGUCCUGUUUCAAAACUGGUUCUUCAAUGCAAUAAAUAACUUCUGUACUUCAGAACAGACACAGGACUGAGAAUGCUGUAGUGUAUCAGAAACAUCUUUUACAUUCAUCCUCCAUAAUUUACCACCAUCAGUGAAAUCUACCUUGCACUCCCAUUACUGCUGUAUAUGUCUGCCCAAGUUUUCCUUAACAAUCCUAUCACGUUCUCACAUUUCUCUUCACUGGAAGUGGAUGUGUCUGAACAAACUGCAACUUAAUUCAGGAUAGGUGGAGCAUUAAAGUAAUUCCGUAUGGGAUAGGGAGAAGAGUUAAGAGAAAAUAGCAACAGUAGGUUCAUUAAGUUACCUUGAACAGAAGUUUGUAUUAUGAAAAGAAGCUGAAAAUUGCUAGCUGACAAAUACUUUCAACUAAAACAUACAAGUAAUUCAGUUACUUUCAUUAUGGUCUGAGAAUUCACGCAUUUUAAGUAAGAUAGUAAAUCCGUUUCUAGCAUCUCUAACUUAUUUUUAGAUAGCUAGCACAUUUUAAGGAUGUUCCAUCAUCUACCCAUUUCUUUUUAGGUUAUAAUUAAGAAACAUAUUGAGCGUACAUUCUUUUGCAAAUAAUGAAAGCAAAAGACUAGAGAUCCUGUGUUCACACAAGGAAAACAAGUUAAUCAGGGUAGUAGAGACAAAGCAAUCACCUGCCUAGUAAGUACUUUAGAAAGGAUCAUCAGUUUGCAUAUUUGUAAUCUUUCACAAUGGUUUCAAGAUCCCUCCAAACAAAUAGUGAAGGCAAGCAAUGAUCAGAGAACUCCUUUGGUAGAACUGUGCUAGUUUACCUACUUGAGCAAAUCUUUUUUAUUCAUGAGAAUACCUGGACUAUGAACAGCUGUUCAAUUAACAGCAGUACUGGACAGGUGCCAGACUCAGGACUUCCAGCUACAGCCUGGAUCCUUCAGUGCUUUUGAAGUUUCAGUGUAGUUUUAGUUACUCAAGAGGAAAUUACCUUUGGCAGAAAUCCAAAGACAGCACUGUGUGAACUCCACAGCACAAUAUUUCAUUCAUCUUCAGGGGUAAAGAUUGUUUAUAUAAUUACAAAUAAAACUCAAAACUUGAUUAUAUUUUAGAAUACAUACCCAGUUGUUACACUGUGUUGGUGAACAGAAGGUACAUGAUGAGUUUUCUGCUUCUUCUUUAAGGGUUUGAAAGAGAGAGGCUGCUGGCAAGAAGAUGAAGCCACAGAAGUUACAUUCGCUGAGCAAUAAUUGUCUAUACUACUUCUUCCAGAGGGGUGGAUGUUAUUUUGAUUCUGGCUAAAAUUGCCUUUUGGAGUAACAUACUCAGAGCAUCCAUUGGAUACUUGGAUAUCAUCUUUCAACACUGCUUUAUUACCAAGAUCUGUUAGGACAAGAGUUGUAUUUCCAAAUGCAGCUUGCCUGUUGAUCUUUAUUUCUGUGCUUGGUUUUCUGAAGUCAUUACAAGGAUAUUUCAUGAGAUAUCUGUUAAAGUCUG
Molecule: messenger RNA, 4545 nt
Organism: Coturnix japonica (Japanese quail)
Lineage: Eukaryota; Metazoa; Chordata; Aves; Galliformes; Phasianidae
Source: RefSeq, a predicted model, not a curated record